UAAUCAAAUCAGCUCUCUUAUAUUAGAAACAUGUUUGCCAUUUGAAUUGGAUUAGUUGUGCACUGCUCGAAAAUUUGCAGUGGAAUCCUCUGGAGUCACACCUGAGCCAAGCUGCAAUAUAUAUUCCAUACUAUCAAAUCAAAUUGCAGAGAGAGAGAGAGAGAGAGAGAGAGAGAGAGAGAGACUUGGGUUGUUGGCUACUGCGCAGUUGGAAUAUGUUCUUCAUCGACCACUCUGAAGACUGAUCUCUGAACAUGUCCUAUCUUGCUCUACCGAUACUAUGCUUUUGUCCUUUGCGUUAGAGACGUCUACAUAAGUUGUGUGUGUCUUUCACAAUUUUGUUCAAACACUAGGGAUGAAUUCAGGGUUCCUCACUAUUUCCUUUUUCCUCUCUUGUUGCGCGUAAAGUUCAAAUCAUUUCAUUGUGUUUGAAGCAUCGCUUUCGUUUCUGCUCUACUAUAAGUGGAACGCAAUGUUUACUACUCUUUAGAUGUUCUCAUCGACAAUCUUGCAAGAGUUCUUUCUCCAGAGAAGAAAAAUCACAACUUUGUUUUCUGCCGCGAUCAAAAUCCAUCCUUUACGAGCUAGUUUUACUUGACUAGUUGCAGAACAUCUUAAUCGAGUCCUCUGCAUCAAAUUUCCUCCACUCAGCUCAAGAUAACGAGAAGCGAUUCGGUAAAAAUCUCACCUUUUCGAAGACAAUGCAGGGUUCGCCGGCGCCGGCAGCGUUUCCGGCGGUGAAGCUGACGUGUUGCGAGCAGGAGCAGAACCUGCGGUGCCCCCGGUGUGAGUCCACGGACACCAAGUUCUGCUACUACAACAACUACAACCUCUCGCAACCGCGCCACUUCUGCAAGAGCUGCCGGCGCUACUGGACCAAGGGUGGCGCCCUCCGCAACGUCCCCGUCGGCGGCGGAACUCGCAGGAACUCCAAGCGCUCCACCGCCUCCUCCUCUUCCUCCGCCGCAUCCAACGCCAAACGCGCCAAUCCGCCGAAGCCCUCUUCUGCGCCCUGCGUGUCGCCCAAUCCGGAGCUCAUCUCGACGACCUACCCACCGCCCGACCCAGAUCGCCGCUUGCUCGACAUGCCCGGAAGCUUCAGCUCGUUGUUGGCCGCCGAGGGGGCAUUCGACGGAUUCCUCGGCAGCUUCGCGCCUUUGGUCCCCAUGCCGUUUUCUCGUGACGUCAGCUCUUCCUCGAUCGACUUUCGCGUCGAAUUACCGAAGCUGGUUUCCGGAAACAGCUGCAACGGCGACAUGGUGACAUCGGCAGCGGAGAUCUUCGAUAAGCUGGACGGCGAUUCGGGAAGCUGGGCGUCGGGAUGGACUGAUCUCGCCAUUUACAAUCGCGGUUCUAACACGGACUGAAGAAGACUACUUAGCAAAAAGAUUCCAUUUUUCUUAGUGUUUUAGUCCUACAGGUGUGUUCCUGUGCAGUAAUGGUACAAUUCCUGAGAGAUCGAUACAUGGAAGGAUAGGAUUUAUGGUAAAACAUGCUGAUAAAUGCAUAAUUUUGGGUUGUGAAAAUGAAGCAAAGAUCCAGCAUCAAGUCUUAAUUUCAUGCUUCCUUCCAUCAGUUUUCAGGGCACGUCAGUGGCACUUGGCUCUGAAGCAUAAACCCUCAGAGGUGUCAUGGUGCGUGGAUCAGUGACGUGGCUUGUCUCCCCUAGCAUGUGGUUAGCGUGAGACUGUAUCUGUUCCCACUCUGUCUCUGAUUUCAUCAAUAUUCCAUAAGCAACAACCAUGCAGUGGUUCGCCUUGCGAGUAUCAUGAAGCAGCAGCACCAUAUCUCGUUGUUUAUGAGGCAGUGUCAUUCUAGGACAGGUCAUUACGUUUAUUCCUUCUGAUUGUCCCUAGAUUAUACGAAGAAGAAAUUUAUUUAUAAAUUUAUAACUGAUGACAGCAUCAUGAACAGUUGUGAUGAUGAGAUCACAAUAUUAGCUUCAUUCGACUUUUUAGAAUGACCAGAAGUAUAG
This is a messenger RNA of Zingiber officinale, 1975 nucleotides long. RefSeq names its product dof zinc finger protein DOF3.1-like. The record is from RefSeq and is a predicted model, not a curated record. The transcript has a single exon. Gene Ontology annotation, molecular function: DNA-binding transcription factor activity; DNA binding. Gene Ontology annotation, biological process: regulation of DNA-templated transcription. Bases 702 to 1367 code for a protein of 221 amino acids. NCBI's taxonomy places the organism in Eukaryota, Viridiplantae, Streptophyta, Magnoliopsida, Zingiberales, Zingiberaceae.